Molecule: messenger RNA, 807 nt
Organism: Arachis ipaensis
Lineage: Eukaryota; Viridiplantae; Streptophyta; Magnoliopsida; Fabales; Fabaceae
Source: RefSeq, a predicted model, not a curated record
CUACAUAUCUUCUUCUAUCACAAGUCACAAGAAACACACAAAAUUAUUAAACUUCAUACAACAAAACAAUGUUAAAGACCACAUUAUUUCUUGCUUUGUUCCUUCUCUUUGCCUUGAACACCAAGCCACUGCUCGGUGCAACUAAUCGUGAACCCGAGCAAGUGAUUGACACGUCCGGCAAGAUUGUUCGAGCCGGCUCUCAUUAUUACAACAUCAUCUCUGCCACACCUAACUUAUCUGGGAUCUCUCUUGCCUUCUUUACAGGUAACGAGACAUGCCCCCUUGACGUUGCGACCAUAGAUGGUUUUCAUGGUUUGCCUGUAGUGUUCCAACCCGUUAAUGCUAAAAAAGGCGUUGUUCGUGUUAACACCGAUCUCAAUAUCAUGUUCUCAUAUGAUUCAAGGUGCGAGUCAAUGGUGUGGAAGCUCAAAGACUAUGACUAUGCGACUAGACAGCGGUUUGUGACGACUAAUGGUGUUUUAGGAAACCCUGGUGCCAACACUAUUAGCAAUUGGUUCAGGAUUGAGAAGUACGAGGAUGAUUAUAAGUUGUCUUAUUGUCCGAAAGUGUGCCCUAGUUGUAGACAUCCAUGUAUGGAUAUAGGGGUAUAUAAAGAUCAUAAUAAUUGGGGCAAGCAUCGUCUAGCUCUUAGCAAUGUGCCUUUCAAAGUGCGGUUUCAGCGUGCAUGAAAACCAUCUCUCCCAGGCUCGAUUCUCCCCAUAAGAUGAAAAUGGACUUUGUUUGGGAGGAUCGUCUAUUUUAUAAUUUAUAUUUCUACAGUAUUCAAAGAAUUACUCAUUAAGCUUC